CUCGUAUUCGCAAGGACUUCCCAAUUCCACCCCACCCACGCUGCUUGCCAUACGCAGAGCUGUUUGAUGCUGAUAAAAAGGGGGUCAGAUUGGUGACUUUUGAGUCAACUCAGAAGUCACCUACUCUGCGCUGCCAGAGCUGUUCAUUUCUGUUCAGAUCAGUGAG
Closterium sp. Naga37s-1 is the source of this 166-nucleotide messenger RNA. The record is from the annotation of a GenBank genome assembly. NCBI's taxonomy places the organism in Eukaryota, Viridiplantae, Streptophyta, Zygnematophyceae, Desmidiales, Closteriaceae.